Molecule: messenger RNA, 1337 nt
Organism: Polypterus senegalus (gray bichir)
Lineage: Eukaryota; Metazoa; Chordata; Cladistia; Polypteriformes; Polypteridae
Exons: 7
Coding region: 97-981 (294 amino acids)
Biological process (GO): homophilic cell-cell adhesion
Cellular component (GO): cell-cell junction
Molecular function (GO): ionotropic glutamate receptor binding
Source: RefSeq, a predicted model, not a curated record
GAAAAAAAGAAGAAGAGGGUGAAGAUGAUGAUAUCUGCAGUGGCUCAAUUGAUGAAAAUGGACAAAUGGUGGUAAUGGAAGAGAGUCAGUCCAGUGAUGCUGAUGAGCCAGGGGCAAAGAAAGGACAUCAACAGAACAGUGGUGUGUCUAAAGGUGAGAGUUGAGCAGACAAAUGUGGAGGUUCAGCAUGGAGAGGCUGUUCUGCUGCCCUGCUCCUUUGUAACUACAGCUGUGCCAUCACAUCUCAGCAUUAUCUGGACCACAACACCUUUAUCAGAGCCAAGCUCUCCCUCCCAGGUUAUUGUCUAUGAUCAAGGCCAGGCAAUUGAAAGUCCUUCUUUAACUGGCCGAGUCAGGUUUGUUUCUGCUCCACUGAGUGCUGACAUCCUACUUAACAUGACUCGUUUGUCCGAUGCUGGAAAAUAUCGAUGUGUAGUGAGCAGCCCCCCUGAAUCAGGAUCUCCUGGAAUAGCAGAGCUGAGCCUUACUGUUCUUGCACCUCCCUCUUCUCCUCACUGUUUCGUGAGUGGUAAUAUGGAUGAAGGAGGAAGCAUUUCUCUGACCUGCUUUGUAGAGUAUGGAGUCCCAGUACCUGAUUUAAACUGGAGCAAAAUCAAACCGGACAGGAUAUCUCUUCCAGUCAACAUGGAAGAUUCUCUAAGGGGAACAGUGCAGAUCUUCAAUGUCUCCUCUCAAACAUCUGGACUCUAUCAGUGUACAGUUUCUAAUCGACUGGGUACAGAGAUCUGCUCAGUGGAGCUCAUCAUCCAUAAUACUCCACAUGGUACUUCUGGCAUUCUCCAGAGUAUUUUUGUGACACUCACGAUGGCUCUGAUCCUUCUAACACUGCUAGCCUUGGUUCUGUGGCUACAUCGAUCAGGCUAUGACAGAACAAACAGGAGUGGACAGAGAGAAGAGGAGGAGCUGUGCUAUAAUGAGAUCAGGUACAGGUCCACUCUGCUGCAAAGAUCAUUUGUUUAGAAAGGAUGAUCUUCUUUGAAUUCUAAAUGACUCCAAUAUUUAGGUGUUGCCUGAGGUAAUGUUUUUCCUACAUUUUGGAAAAGUUAAUAACAUUAACAUUACAACAUUCUUUUUCUUUAUUGUUCAGCCAAUAACACCUCAAAUUACUUUUGCUUUUUCAUUCUUAUCCAUAAUGUUUGGUAACUUGCUUAGGAAUAAUCAACUUUUUGCCAGAUGUUUGUUCUUUUAAUGACAAGUUGAAAACCCAUGAGGGAAAACACAUCUCAGUAUAAGUGUCAACAGCUUGCUAUACCUUUGAAAACUGGUACAGGGCAAUAUUUUCCAAGAAUAUUAAGUAAUUUGAUCAAUUUUCAUAA